CCGAGAAUAACUGCUAACAGGAGGUUGCGUGAUGCUGUUGGCACGAGCUUGUUAUAAUUUGGAGAGUUGAAUGAGUUUUUCAUUAUUGGUGACAUUUAUAAACUAGUUGGCUGUAACCUUGAUUUUAAUCACAGCGGGUAAGAUUUGUACAUAUAUAUAAAUCACCUCUCAUCAUUUCGAGUGGAGGAAUCUUUACUGACAGCUGUGUUUAUCUACGUCCAAGCGUCCAAGAACAGCCGAAUAUGAAAUACUGAAUAUGGAUUUUUCCCAUCUUCAUACAUAUACUCCACCUCAACAUGCACCAGACAACACUGGCUAUACAUACUCCCUCAGUUCAAGUUACUGUACUGCAGCUCUCGACUUUGAAGCAAAACAUAAGAUUGAUCCUGUUUAUGAUUCUCCAAGAAUGUCACGGCGCAGUUUGCGUCUGGCUACCAAUUACCACAUAUCUGAUGAUGCUGAACUUGAUGCCGGAAACCUUAAUUCCAGUGUGGGCAACUUUUCAUCUUACAAGGAAAAAACAACCAAAGCAGUGAAACAGAGAAGUACAAGUAAACAAUUGAGUACAACACAAGAAUACUCAAAGGCUCUUUCCAGUUCCUCAGCACUCAGCCAGAGUAGUUUUGCCAGUCAUGUCAGUGACCUGUCAAUGGCAUCCACUUCUACAGUGCUGGAUGAAUCUUCAAUACAAGAAAGAACAGAAGUUGACCACUUCUGGGGACUUGAUGAAGAUGAUGACCAUAAAGAUAAUGCUGAUAGAACUGUAAUUCUGCCCAAUGGGGAUAUAAUAUCUUCUGGAACCCAGACAUCUAUGGUCAAUGGCUAUACCUGUGAGAACUGCAGUAUGCUGUCUCAGCGAAAGGAUGCACUUACCACGUAUUCCUCUAUGCAUACAGCACCCUCUGUGGUGUACUCCAGAACCAAGACCAAAACUACCAAGUCAGGAGGACUCCAUUAUUAUGCGAGCCGUGUUCUGCAUGUCUCCAAAUAUGCUGCAUCAUCUCUGGUAUCACUGUUCGUGCAGUUUUUUCAAACCGUUUCGUUGAAGCUGGGGUACAAGUCUAAAGCUCAUUCAAGUUACUGUGGAAGUAUGAACAUAAAUGAAUUACACAACAAAGAAAGCCACCUUGGCCUGAAUGGGGAAUCAUUGUGUGAUGACUGUAAGGAGAAGAAGCACCACGAGACACAUACAACAGUCCACAUACAGUCUUCACGGUCUAAAAGGGUGGCAAGGACCAUGUGGCAUAUCUUUUCAUACACAGGCUACUUUUUGCUCCAGGCAGUGAAAUCUGUCAGCUCUGUGGGCUGGUUCGUAACCAGAAAGCUCUUGUCUUUUCUGUGGCUGACCAUUGUUUCUCCAGGGAAGGCAGCUUCUGGAGCAUUAUGGUGGCUUGGGACUGGAUGGUACCAACUUGUUGCUUUUGUAUCCCUUUUAAAUGUCUUUCUCCUUACAAGGUGCUUACCUAGAAUUCUAAAGUUUCUGCUGCUGAUUUUGAUACCACUUCUGCUUUGGUUAGGUUUAUGGUAUCUGUACCCUGCAGAAUUGUUGUCACUUCUACCUUUUCUCAAUGGGACAGAAAUUCAGGCUGUACCAUUACCAGAUGAGGCAUCUGUGACUCCAAAAAUAGACCCAGCAAUAUUUGGCCAUGGUGAUUCAGAGAGAUCUGGCCAAGAUUUUGAUGUCAGUCGCUUGGCUCAGUUAGAGAAACAAGUGGCCGUUUUAUCAGACAGCUGUCAAAAGAGUGGCUUGCACAAUGAUGAACGUUACAAUCAGGUUAUGGUGCUGCUUAAGCAGCUUCAGCAGCAGCUUGAACAGAUGAACAGCAAAGAUGGCAUAUCCCUCUUGAUCACUAAUGCUGUCACUCAGCAGAUAGAAGAACUAAAACAGCCUAAAUAUGUUUCAGAGACCGACUAUGAAGCGUUUCGAAAAGCAUAUGAGUCCCAAAUCACUGAAAUGGAAAGACUUGUUAAGCAGCUGUCUGCCAGAUCUGAGGAGUUACAAAUGCAAUUUGAAGCAUCGAAAUCUGGAACAAUAAGUGGUGGUAGUGAUGAAAGGAGCCAGCACCUUAUUUCAGAAAUCAAACGAUUGGAACAAGAACUUGAUGCCAUCAAAUUGGAGGUGCUGACCAUGCAAAGCCGAAUGUCUUCUUGUGAUAAAGUGAACAAUCUACAAGAAACAGUCAAUACCCAAGUGAAGGAAUCGGUGAAGCUUCUAUUUUUUGAUGAAAAUGAAAAAGAUGUUCGGGAAUCUCUCUUGCAGUGGCUUUCAUCAUAUUUUGUUAGCAAGACAGACUUCCAUACAGUUCUGCAGAACUUAGAAAUGAGAAUCCUGAAAAAUAUCUCUUUCUACAGAACUCAUUUGAGAGACGUGCCAGCAGUGUCAGUUGUGACGGAUUCUGCAGCCAGUGUAGGACUCGCUGGAAUUACAGAGCAGCAAGCUCAUAUGAUCGUGAAUAAUGCUCUGAAGCUCUAUUCCCAAGACAGAACAGGCAUGGUAGAUUACGCAAUGGAGUCUGGAGGUGGUAGUGUUCUAAGUACACGGUGUUCUGAAACAUAUGAGACCAAAACAGCCUUGAUGAGUCUCUUUGGAGUUCCUUUAUGGUACUUCUCUCAGUCCCCAAGAGUAGUAAUCCAGCCUGAAGUAUAUCCUGGAAACUGCUGGGCUUUCAAAGGCUCACAAGGGUACCUUGUUGUUCGACUUUCUAUGAUGAUCUUUCCCAGUGCCUUCACUCUAGAACAUAUUCCAAAGAACCUGUCUCCAACUGGUAAUAUCAGCAGUGCUCCUAAGGAGUUUACAGUUUAUGGCCUAGAAGACGAACACCAAGAAGAAGGAGUCCUUUUGGGGCAGUACAUGUAUGAUGAGAAAGGAGAAGCACUGCAGACCUUUGAUGUUAAGGAAGAAAAUGACAAGGCUUUCCAGAUAGUGGAACUGCGAGUCCUGUCCAACUGGGGUCAUCCAGAAUAUACUUGUCUGUAUAGGUUCAGAGUUCAUGGAGUCCCUGUUAAGAAUGAGGACCUGUAGAUAUUACAGUGCUAGUUUGCAUUUGCCUUUGUAUAUACUGGAAUAACUGGGACACUGGACCUUCCUGGUGUAUGGUGGUGUGAUUUUUGUAUACAAAGAUCUUUAUACAUUUACAAGCUGAAUAACACUCAAAUUGUAAAAUAUUCUGCCUCAUUGAAGUAAAAUUGUCUGGCUGGUAGGACAGUCCAUCUGUGUUUUCAUGCAGUAUAGAAGCUGCCCUCAGUUUGGCAUUCAGGAAGUAAGCUCUUUUUGUAAAUUGCUGCUCUCUUUAAUUGGAAAGCACUGAAUAUUUUAAUGGGCAGUAAAGUUGUAAGUUUUAUUUUCAGAGUUUUUUUGUUUAUUUUUGCCAUGUAGUUCGCCCUAUUGUAUUUGCUUCAAAUGUUUUAAUUGCCACUGAAACCAUUUUGAGUUUGACUCAUUGGAGGUAUUAUGUACUUCCUGAAAACUGAUUAUUCGGGUUCAGUUUGCUGUGUGAGUGCAAAGCCCUUUAAAAGUAAACUUUCUCUAUUUUGUGGGAAGAGUAUUUUUUUCUGAAACGGGAAUUCAAGUAUACAGAAAAACAGUACCAUCUCAAAAGAGGUAAAGGCAGUACUCACUGGCUUUCUACAUAGUUGUGUAAGUGUAUAUUGCACAGCAUUCCUUGCAUCUUUAGAAGUGAACUGAACUUUUUUCUGCAUUAGAUAGCAAACACUUGAGACCCAUGUAGAAAAGAUUUGAUUAUAAUGUUUGUACAGCCAUUUCAUAUUAUAUUAAAAUAUCCUAUGUAAAGCUAUAUUUGAGAUUGGGAGAAGGGACAUUGUGAAUAAAUGCUAAUUUAUUUUUUAAAAAGCAAGAGAAGACUUUGUGAGAUGUAUUUUUGUAAGUGCUUUUUACUUCUUGAUAGUUUUUUCUUUGCCAUUAUAAAACUGAAGAUGCUAUUGAGACAUUUUGAAGACUACUUUUCUGAGAGUGCAUGUAAUGCAGAAACGUAUAAUAAAGGGUAUUUUCUUUUUUCA
Messenger RNA from Protopterus annectens (West African lungfish), 4017 nucleotides. It is a transcript of the gene SUN1, whose product is annotated as Sad1 and UNC84 domain containing 1. Gene Ontology annotation, cellular component: nuclear envelope; meiotic nuclear membrane microtubule tethering complex. Gene Ontology annotation, molecular function: protein-membrane adaptor activity. NCBI's taxonomy places the organism in Eukaryota, Metazoa, Chordata, Ceratodontiformes, Protopteridae. The transcript is spliced from 23 exons. Gene Ontology annotation, biological process: nuclear envelope organization. Bases 257 to 3022 code for a protein of 921 amino acids. The record is from RefSeq and is a predicted model, not a curated record.